UGAGUCAGUGGAUCAUGAACCUCAUGAUUGCAUUCAAGUAAUGGACUCAAUUUACUCCAGCCGUCCAGAUUUGCAGGAUGAACCGUUGAAAAACCCAGAUAUAGAAUAUUUUACGGACGGGAGCAGCUUUGUGAGGGAGGGGCAAAGGAGGGCUGGAUAUUCUGUGGUUACACUGACUGAUGUCAUUGAAGCACAGCCUCUGCCAGUUUCGUCCUCAGCGCAGAAGGCGGAGCUUGUGGCUUUAACCAGAGCCCUUCAGCUAGCAGCUGGCUGCAGUGUAAAUAUCUACACAGACUCAAAGUUUGCUUUUUUAACUCUACAUGCCCACGGAGCUUUGUGGAAAGAGAGGGGGCUCAUAGGGGCAGAAGGGAAAGCACUGAAAUAUGGCCCAGAAUUGGAAACGCUUUUGGAAGCUGUGUGGGCUCCGAGAAAGGUUGCAGUCAUACAUUGCCGAGGCCACAGCAAGGGAACCACAAAAGCAGCAAAGGGAAAUCAAUUGGCGGAUCUGGCUGCAAAACGGGCAGCUUUACUGCCACCGCCACCUGCCUCUAUAACAGCAUCUCUUCUUCCUACAGCAGUUGAUUUAGAGCAAAUAAAGCCCAUCUACACGGAGGCAGAACAGGAAUGGGCACAGCAGGAAGGGGGAUACAGAAUGCCACCACAGGAUGGUUGGUUUAUCCUCCCAGACCAACGAAUAUUUGUUCCAGAAGCCUUAGGCAGGAACAUAGUGAAACAAUAUCAUGAGUCCACUCACUAUGGGGCCACAGCAUUGCGAGAAAGCCUAAAUAGGCAAUUCUACAUAACAAGGAUUUCCCAGCUGGCAGAAGCAGUAUCACGUGCAUGCCUUCUGUGCGCAAAAAACAACCCCAAGCAAGGCCCAGUUCCUCCACCAGGAAUACAGCAAACAGGCUUAAUGCCAAUGGAGAAUUUAAUAGUGGAUUUUACAGAAAUGCCAAAGGCAAAGGGGUAUAAGGCUCUCUUGGUCUUCACAUGUUCUCUUACAGGUGGUGUCUCCAACGCAUUCCCAUCUGGCCUAUCCGAUACCAGUACAGUCCUUUUCGGCCAGGAGACCGAGUUUGGGUUCGAGAUUGGAAAACGAACCGCUGACAGCUCGGUGGAAAGGUCCCUACACGGUUCUGCUGGCCACACCAACUGCGGUGAAAGUUGCGGAAGUUACCCCGUGGAUUCAUCAUUCUCGUCUGAAGCGGUCGGAGGGUCAUUGGAACUGUGA
Podarcis muralis (Common wall lizard) is the source of this 1231-nucleotide messenger RNA. Lineage: Eukaryota; Metazoa; Chordata; Lepidosauria; Squamata; Lacertidae. The record is from RefSeq and is a predicted model, not a curated record.